AAUGCUACGUCACGGCGGUAAAAUUUGCGUACUUUUAGGUAUAUCGUAUAGGAGUGUGUCUUUCGCAGCGAAUUAAUAAUUGUAUUGUUUUAAAUUGAUCGCUUAAUCACCUUCCAAAGAAGAACAUACACAGUAUCUGUGUCUUUUACUUUCAAACUGUUUUCAGUUUUGACAUGAACACUGACAUUUCAUUGUGACGAAUGACAUUUGAAGUGUUAAAACCAUAAUGUGUUGGAUAAGUUGAUAUUGGCGGGAAGUAAUUACGCAAGAUGGUGGCUAGAUACAACGGCAAAGUGCUGACCAUCGUCUUCAGCACGUUGCUGCUGGGCCGGGCGAUUGCUGGUCGGGGGCACACGGAGGUACUGGUGGAGCUGCAGAUGGAGCGGUGGGUGGGGCGCGGGGGUUCAGUACGGUUACGCUGCCUGCACGACGUGCCCCCCCAUCUUCUCGACAAGGUGGUCUUCCUACGGCAGGGCACCAAGAUCUUCCAGUACAUUAAGAACCGCAAGCCGCCAUACAGAAAUUUUACCACACCCGGUGCUGUUCUCAACAUAGCCCUAGCCACAGAGAACUCCAUAAUCCUACAAAACCUGGAGCUGGAGGCGAGUGGCAGAUACUCUUGUGAAGUGUCGUUAGAAACUCCAAUCUACACGAAAGCCUCUGCUGAAAAACAGCUUACAGUUUUCCAGCCCCAGAAGCACCACCCACGGAUAGAGGUGCCCCCUCGCGAGCCGCCCCCCGCACCCCUCCGAGCCCGCUGUACCACUGCGCCCUCGGCCCCCGCGCCCCACGUCACCUGGUUUAUAAACGGCAAAAAGAUGGAUGAGCUGCUAGCUAACUCACAAAAGUACAGAGUGUCGGUGAGCGAGCGGUCUUGGGGUGGCCGAAGAGGUCCCCUAACGCAGACCAGCCCAUCACCACUUUUAACCCUUACACACAUCACGCAUCUUGCCACGCGACCGCCCGGUUGUACACAGAAAGAGAGAGAGACAGGAGGGACUACUCGGGAAGAUGCCAAUGCAGUUCAAGGAGUGAGCAGACAUAAAUGGCGACGGCGGGAAUUAUUCGUGACAGUGUCGGAGGUGACAGUGGGAGUCAGUGGACGUCUGCAGCUCACCUGUGUCAGUACCAUUCCCGAGUUUAGGAGCAUUCACGAUAAGUUCGCUGAUAUCCGGAAUGAAACUGUAAUAGUGGAAGUAGUAAAACCUUCAAAUCAACCGGAGCCAGCUUCGAAUCUGACGACGGGACAUAGCACUUCCGAUGCUUCCGCGCUCCUCACACCUCUUAUUACGCAUAUUAUACUUUUACAUCUCCUUUAUAUUAUUUGACUGUCCUUUUGCAAUAAGUAAUCUGGCUGUGAUAUACAUUCGAGAUUAAUCGCUCGGGCUUACAAAGAACGCGAGCUUCGAGGCUUCACCUAAACAUCGAUUAGAUUCAAGUACAACCUGCUGAGGGCAAUGUUUCGUAUGUAAUGUAUAAUUUCUUUAAAAAAUACAGUUUACUUUACGAUUAUUUAUAGGUAUAAUUGCUCUGACAAAUUUAUUGGUCGACUGGUGGUGACUAAUAAUCUAUAUUGUGUAUUUUAGUUACUACUGGACACAUUCCAAUAUUUUACAUGCUAAUGUAUUCUUAUGAUCAUUAGUAGUAAAAAAUAGUAAAUAUUAUUCUGGGAAGGGAGAAAGAAACGAAUUCCAACUUAAACGUGGUUUAAGGAGAAGAACCUUAUAUUGGAAUCUCACUUUCUUCUAAAUGAUAAUUUCCUAUACAGUGCUUAAUACACAUACGAAAAAAAUAAGAACGAAACCUUGAUUAAAAUAAAGUUAAUUAGUGAAAAAUAACGUAGUCAUUUUCAUUAGUUUUUUUUAUUCAAAAGUGUGUAAAUGUUACGUACUUGGAGAUUAAAGUUUUUUGUCAUGGAAAAUGAAUGAAUUUUCAAACAACUUUGUAACCCGCUCUCGGCGAUGAUGACUACACAGUACACACAUCACACUUAGACUGUUCUGUUUACAUCACUAUGAACAUUGAAUUAUUGGUUAGAAUGAUUGUCACAUUAAUGCUUG
Molecule: messenger RNA, 2060 nt
Organism: Pieris napi
Lineage: Eukaryota; Metazoa; Arthropoda; Insecta; Lepidoptera; Pieridae
Exons: 7
Coding region: 270-1328 (352 amino acids)
Source: RefSeq, a predicted model, not a curated record